Messenger RNA from Syngnathus acus (greater pipefish), 3409 nucleotides. It is a transcript of the gene proser1, whose product is annotated as proline and serine rich 1. Lineage: Eukaryota; Metazoa; Chordata; Actinopteri; Syngnathiformes; Syngnathidae. The coding region runs from base 548 to 2818 and encodes 756 amino acids. The transcript has 12 exons. The record is from RefSeq and is a predicted model, not a curated record.
UUGCAGAGGUCCUGACGAUGUUGACUUGACUAGCGCCAGCUGUCAGUGGAAGCUAGCAUAUGAGCUUCAGUCGUGUCGCGUUUUUGUUCAUUUUGUCAUUUUAUGCCAUUGUUUUAAUAAUUUCUAGAAUCGGGUUUGGAAGAAAACAAAUGAAGCUGAUGAUGAAACUUUCUCCCUGAAUGCAUAACGCCUUUUAGUUCAACUAUAGUCGUAAACGGGGCAGCUAAUGUUGACUAGCUUGUUGUUAGGGAUGUAAUGAAGACAGGUUGUGCAGUGUACUCGGCAUUUUCGCUUCCUUUUUUUUUUUUUUUUUUUGUAGAAUUGUUCCAACUGGAAGAAAGUCGCGUGAGAUCACUGAAAAUUGCCAUAACUAUACCACAAUCUAUAGACGAUUUAGAAUAUGUUUUCUUCUAGUAUUCUAUUUUGGCCACUAUAGCUUGGCCUUAUAUACUUUUAGAUCAUCUUAAAUUAUCGCAAAUCACAAUAUCAGCUCUACUGUGAGUAGUGGAUUUACUACGCAUGUAAAAACAGGCGGUCUUUUAAUUAUAUGAUCAUGGAUAAGAAGUCAUUUGACAUCGUCAUAGAUGAAAUAAAGAAGUGUGUCCUGACCGAUCAGCGGAUAAAGGCCAUUGAGCAGGUGCAUGGAUACUUCUCCAGUGAACAGGUCACGGACAUACUUAAAUACUUCUCCUGGGCAGAACCUCAAAUGAAAGCAGUAAAGGCGCUGCAGCAUAAAAUGGUCGCCAUCCCCACCACCAAAGUUGCCAACAUUCUGAAUUGCUUCACCUUUUCAAAGGACAGAAUUAUGGUCUUGGAGCUGAUCGCUUUGAAUAUUGCAGAUGCUCAAAAUUACCGACCUGUAGAGGAUUUAUUUCGCAUACACUUGUCGGAGAGAAAGCGCGCUCGCAGAAUUCUGGAACAGGUAUGUAAAGUGGGUUGCAAAGCUCCUGUCGCCAUGAUCUCAUCCUGCGGUAUGAUACCGGGAAAUCCAUAUCCAAAAGGCAGACCCAGUCUGGUUACUGGCACAUUCCCAGGAAUCCCUCCCUUAAAGAAAGAAGGAGAGAAGAAAGAUGACACCAGUAUGGAGAGUAAGGGGAUUGCCACUCGAAUUAUCGGAACCUCCAAACCAUUCCCUUCAAGCUACAACCCCCACCGGCCCGUGCCCUACCCCAUACCUCCGUGCAGACCCCAUGCUACCAUUGCACCGAGUGCGUACAACAACGCAGGCCUUGUUUCUAUGGGAGGGGUCAUAACGGCCAAUGUGCCCCCUCCCCCCUACAACUCUGCCCACAAAGUAGCAGGCUACGCCAAACCAGGCAAUCCUCAGAACACCACGCCAGGCGUCACCAGCGGGCCGCUGCUCAUCCCUCACGGCUCCACGCCGUCCACCCCUGUCCCACCGCAAGCUUCCCCGUCCCAGCCAACUCCCAUCACCCCUGUUUUUCCCGGCAUGGUGCCCUCUCACAACUCACCCGCUCCGUCACCAUCUGUCAUCAAAGCGGCUCCGCAGACCCCCAGCGGCCACGUUACUCCGUCGCCAUCUUCUGUCAUUAAAGCCCACACCCCCUCAGGUACCCCUUGUGGAACUCCUGGUCCUGGCAGCGGAGGCUUCUCCCCUUUCCAUUCCCGACCAGGCACCCCCGCUACCUCCCACGGCGGUGCCGAGGUCCUGUCUCAGACGCCGCAGAGGGCUUUUGCCCAGUCUACUGAGCACCCUUUCCAUAGCAUACAAGCAGGUAAUCACCCUGGCUCGGUAAUCCGCAGCUACACCCCCUCUGAAAGUCCAACUGCUCCAGUGAUUCCCAAUCGUUCAACCCCUGGUCCCAGCCCCAAACCUUCCCCCGCUCAUUCUGCCCAGGCUCAGGCCGCCAUGGGUCGGCCUGGAGCCAUGAACAGACAGAGCGGGGGCGGCGGCAGUGGCAGUAACAGCCCGGUGCCCUCGGCUUUCAAGGGGACCUCUCGUUCCGGCACGCCCUCUCUUAGCCCUUUGGUGGCACCGGGAUCGGCCCAGGCUGCGCUGGCCCGUUCUUUGGGGCUCUCGCACCCACCGGGCUCUCCUCAAGUCUCCCUCGCCAGUCCCGUCGCCAUCAGCGGCCUCCAGGCUUUGUCUGGCAGCCCGGGACCGCCGCACUACCCGGGCCUGUCCCCUUUUCCCGCUCUUUCCUCCCCCCUUCCUCCUACGUCAUCGGGCAACAUGGCGAAUCCCUCCCCAAACUCCAUCUUCCACGGCCUGGCUCCCAACGCGGCAGCCAACGCGGCGGCCUCUCCUUUCGCUCUUGGCCUGACUUCUGCACCCUCUAUAUUCCCAGGCCUUCCGCCUGGCGCAAGCCCGGCCGCUUUCACAGGCUUGGGAGUUUCAGGAGGGCACGGGGCAGGGAGCCCCGUGUUGCCUUCAUUCAUGGGAUUAGCAGGCGCCGCUCCAUCCUCCGUUGCGUCAGUGGCGCCAAUGCAAGCGGCGGUAGUGGCGGCGGCGGCGGCAGCCGGCGUCCCAGCAUCAUCGCCGGUUUUACCUGGUUUCGCUUCUGCCUUCAGCUCCAACUUUCAGCCUGGGUUGAGCAGUGGCCUCCAGGCUCAAGGAAACAGCGCCUUCCCGGGUCUGCUGUCCUUCCCCGGUGUCCCGGGUUUCUCUCCUGCCGCCUCCCCUGCUGCUCUCGGUGGCCUCCACAAUCCAGCUAUGCAGCCUGCCCUGCUGCAGGCUCACCCGACAACUUUGGAGGGCUUAGCUCCUCAGGCCAACGCCUUCGCCAACUAUCCCGCAGGACCAGGAAACCCCUUCCCCCUCCAGCCGGGCUUGCACCCACAGUUGGGUUGGCAGUGAAAGCUGCCCUCUGUUCAUCUACUGCCAUGACAUGCUGAGCACCCCUUUCAAUACCCCGUCUGGACCUUCAGCAAAUCUAUGAACUGAAGACAGAAGACUGUGAAAUGAAAUGAGUGAGGAAUCGUUCACGCGUUAGUGAACAGAUGUAAAUAUGAGCUUGUUUUUUCUAAGUCAAAUGUGAGUAGUUUUAAUGUUAGUCUUGCCUUUUUGUCGCUUUUACCAGCACGAAUUAAGUCAAAAUAGGUGAUGCCAUGUAAUGAAAUGACCAUAUUAUGUUGACAACUCAUCGUGUAAAGGUGUGAUGACAGCUACGGACUUGUUCCGAGAACUUAUUUUAGUCAAUGAAACACUAAUUGUUGCUGUCACACAAACAAAGUGUUAUUAUGUUCCUCAAUUUACAUUUGAAUUCCGACUGUUGCUUUGAAAGUUCUUUUGUUACACUGUUGUUUGUUUUGGAUUUAAAAACUUUUUUUUUUAUUGCUUUAGCUAGUAGAUACUGUAACUUUUUCUGUGUUUUAUGGCGUGACAGGCCAAUGAAUUGAGGUUCCUUGAAUAAACAGAAACACACAGUUCUUACGUUUAAUCACAGAC